Hibiscus syriacus is the source of this 1413-nucleotide messenger RNA. Its product is annotated as phospholipid-transporting ATPase 2-like. Gene Ontology annotation, biological process: phospholipid translocation. Lineage: Eukaryota; Viridiplantae; Streptophyta; Magnoliopsida; Malvales; Malvaceae. The transcript is spliced from 12 exons. The record is from RefSeq and is a predicted model, not a curated record. Gene Ontology annotation, cellular component: plasma membrane. The coding region runs from base 1 to 1413 and encodes 470 amino acids. Gene Ontology annotation, molecular function: nucleotide binding; ATPase-coupled intramembrane lipid carrier activity.
AUGACUGAAACCCUCCUAAAUGUAUCUGAAGGAGAUCAAGCACCAACUCCUUCCAACUUGAAAGCAGUGGGAAAGAAAACUGUCCAGGCAAUAGUUAUAAAUGAUAAGUCUAGAUUUUCAUAUAAAAUAGAUGAGCCUGGAAUUUUGAAAUCCAAGCCUACUGAGUAUCCUACCAUGCAAACAAAUAUGAGGUUGGGUAAUCAAAUAGGGGAAAACAGUGGAAUGCAUCAGAACUUAAACAGUCAAGAGGAAGAUAGAAGGGGAAUAGGAGGUUCUCUUAACAGUGCAGGCACAAGACGCAACAAUGGCUUCCAAAUUUUUGCAGCUCUAUGCCUUUUUUUGCAGGUCUCUCUGGAUCUUGUGAAAAGUUUAUAUGCAAAGUUUAUUGAUUGGGAUUCUGAGAUGAUAGAUUAUGAGACUGGUAUUCCUUCACAUGCAACGAACACAGCAAUAAGUGAGGACCUUGGACAAGUUGAGUACAUAAUGACUGACAAAACUGGAACACUAACUGAAAAUAGAAUGAUCUUUAGAAGAUGCUGCAUUAAUGGCGUUUUCUAUGGAAAUGAGAGUGGUGAUGCGCUGAAAGAUGAUAAGCUGCUUAAUGCUGUUGCUGGUAGCUCUCUUGACGUUAUUCAAUUUGUCACAGUUAUGGCUAUAUGUAAUAUUGUUAUUCCUAUAAAGAGCAAAACCGGAGCCAUCUUGUACAAGGCACAAUCUCAGGAUGAAGAUGCUCUUGUUAAUGCUGCUGCUCAAUUGCAUAUGGUUUAUGCCAAUAAGAAUGCAAAUAUUCUAGAGAUCAGGUUCAAUGGUUCAAUAAUUAAGUAUGAACUAUUGGAAAUUUUGGAGUUCACUUCUGAUAGGAAAAGAAUGUCAGUGGUUGUUAAAGAUUGCCAGAACGGAAAAAUUUUACUUUUGUCAAAAGGUGCAGAUGGAGCAAUUCUCCCUUAUGCUUAUGAUGGGCAACAAACAAGAACAUUUAUUGAAGUGGUAGAACAAUAUGCUCAAUUGGGGCUACGUACUUUAUGCUUAGCUUGGCGUGAAUUGAAAGAAGAUGAGUAUCAAGAGUGGUCUUUGAUGUUCAAAGAGGCUAGUAGCACAUUAGUUGACAGGGAGUGGAGGAUUGCUGAGGUUUGCCAAAGAUUAGAACAUGAGUUUGAGGUUCUUGGAGUCACUGCAAUAGAAGACUGUCUACAGGAUGGUGUACCUGAAACAAUUGAAACACUCAGGAAAGCAGGAAUAAAUUUUUGGAUGCUGACCGGAGACAAGCAGAAUACUGCCAUAGAGAUCGCCCUUUCUUGCAAUUUUAUUUCCCCUGCUAGAGAUCGGGUUUGCAUUGCCAUGGAUGAGGCCUUUUCAAGUGGCAUGCCAAUUGGAGUAAGACCUCAUGAAGCAAAAUAUCUGUGCAAGAAAUGA